This is a messenger RNA of Staurois parvus, 378 nucleotides long. The record is from the annotation of a GenBank genome assembly. NCBI's taxonomy places the organism in Eukaryota, Metazoa, Chordata, Amphibia, Anura, Ranidae.
CCCACCUGUGCCCAGCAGAUCACCCACCUGUGCCCAGCAGUGCACCCACCUGUGCCCAGCAGUGCACCCACCUGUGCCACUCUGCAGUGUCACACACCUGUGCCCAGAAGUGCCACCUACCUGUGCCCAGCAGUGUCACACACCUGUGCCCACCCACCUGUGCCCACCAGUGCCACCCACCUGUGCCCACCCACCAGUGCUGCCCACCAGUGCCAUCCACCAGUGCAGCCCAGCAGUGCUGCCAGUCAGUGCCACCAUCAGUGCCGCCAGUCAGUGCCCAGCAGUGAUGCCAGUCAGUGCCGUCUAUCAGUACCCAUCAUCAGUGUCACCUAUCAGUGCCGCCUAUCAGUGCUGCAUAUUAGUGCCGCCUAUCCGUGA